Messenger RNA from Nelumbo nucifera (sacred lotus), 2698 nucleotides. Its product is annotated as ethylene-responsive transcription factor ERF054. Gene Ontology annotation, molecular function: DNA-binding transcription factor activity; DNA binding. Gene Ontology annotation, biological process: regulation of DNA-templated transcription. The record is from RefSeq and is a predicted model, not a curated record. Gene Ontology annotation, cellular component: nucleus. Lineage: Eukaryota; Viridiplantae; Streptophyta; Magnoliopsida; Proteales; Nelumbonaceae.
CCUACUACCCCAACUCUCUCUCUCUCCCUCACGUCUUGUCUCUUUUACAGAGGCUUCUUCUUUUGGGAUUUCAGGAGGAUUUGAAGCCACUCACCGUCACCGACUUGGAUCUUUUUCUAAGCCCCUUCGCCCACUUGUCUCUUAACACUGCCGCUCGCUCUCUGCUCACCCAUUUCCGUGCUUCUUUUCUCUAUCUUCCUGUCGGCAUGGGUUGCUUCCAGAGUUAAUAUAUGUAUCGGAUUCUGUUUUGGUUUGCUGAUCGUAUCCGUGAUUGACAUGGAACCCAGAUUCCAACUUGAAAGUUGGGUCCUUUUUCUUCUCGUUCCUUGUCAACUUUAAUCUGGCUUCUUUCAUUUUUCUUUGCUUUGAUAGAUUUGAAUCUGCUUUUCUUUUUGUUUGUCUCUCUCGCUCUCUUUCUUCUUUCCUUCUAUUCCGUAAAUUUCAGUCUAGAGAGGGCGAGCGGCUGACGGGCUUUUCCACAGUUCAUUUCGGGGCUUCAAAUCUAGCAAGGAAAAGGAUUUUUUUUUCUUUAUUUCCUAUCCGAUAUUCGGUAUUGGUGUGACAUUGUAACUGACAUGGCAGAUGUCAGGAACAGUAAUAGAUCGAAACAGGGAAAUAGUGAUAUGCCUCAGACUCAGAGCAAGGAGUGGGAGAGAGGAAAGAAUCCGCUUAGCUUAGAGGGGCGCCAAAGGAUGCCGGUUUUUGAAGAGGCUUCCAUAUCACCUAGGCCUCUUAAGAAGAUACGAAGUCCUGAACGCCAGAACCCAUUUGACUCCUCAAUAACCAACUUCUUACUUUCUUCUUCUUCUUCUUCUUCUUCCUCUCACCCUUCUUCAAGGCUUGUUUUCCCAUUUGCCUUUGAUGGGUCUCAACCUAUAGAGAUGCCCCAACAUUUUGGAGCAACACCUUUGACUCUGUUCCAUCAGCUACCGCCACAGCAGCAGCAGCAGCAGCAGCAAUACCAACAACAGCAUCAACAGAUGAUUUCAUUCGCUCCCCACAACCAAGGAAUGGGUUACCCACCGUUCUUCCUUGGAGAAGGGCAGUCGCCACAGCAGCAACAGCAGCUUCUACAGUAUUGGAGUGACGCGCUCAAUCUCAGCCCUCGAGGCCGAAUGAUGAUGAUGAACAGACUGGGGCAGGACGGUAGGAACCUGUUCAGACCUCCAGCCCCUCCAGCCACCACGACCAAGCUCUACAGAGGAGUAAGACAACGCCAUUGGGGCAAAUGGGUGGCCGAGAUUCGUCUCCCUCGCAAUAGGACUCGCCUCUGGCUGGGCACCUUCGACACUGCAGAAGAUGCUGCUUUGGCCUACGAUCGCGAGGCCUUCAAGUUGAGAGGGGAGAAUGCUCGCCUCAAUUUCCCCGAGCUCUUUCUGGGCAGGGAGGGCGCUGCGACAGCUCCAACUUCAUCCUCUUCAUCUCUACUAACUCCCAAUGAAAACCCUUCCCAACCCCGGCGGUACCAGCAGCAGCGGCAGCAGCCUCAGCCUCAAACAGCUCCACAAGGCCUAAAUUUGAAGGCGGAGCCUGUGGAGACUGAGCCUAUGCCUCUCGACAAUCCCAACGAGGAUGAUCCGGAGAAGCCUAGUUUUCAGGGCACUUCACCUUCCGGGGUGGGAUCGGGAUCGAGUGGUGUAACGGCAAUAAGCGAGGCUCAGGCGCUGACACCUGCUUCUGUAACAGGGGAAGGACUAUCUGGGUCUCCAGAAUUGGCAUGGGGAGAUAUGCCAGAAGCCUGGUUCAAUGCAAUACAAGCUGGCUGGGGUCCUGGUAGCCCUGUUUGGGACGACAUCGACACGACUAACAAUCUAUUUCUGCAAUCCCAUCUUCCAAUUCCUACUUCUCAUCAUCAGGAAUCCCAAGCAGUUGAUUUUCAAAAUCAACUCGACAACCCUUCUUCUUCUUCUUCCUCCUCGUCGUGUCCCAUGAAGAUGUUCUUUUGGAAGGACGGGGACUGACUGUCUGAGUUUAACUCCUCCAGUCAUCAGUUUCUUUUCUAUAUCUCUUGGUACUUAGGAUUUAGGAACAACAUUACAUAGUAGUAGGGCACUCCAGUUUUCACAGGUUGCAGAGAUUUUUUUUUCACUAGGACAGCCCGUGAUUUCUUAGGAGUUCUAUCAGUUUUCUAAAAUAAAAAAUCCAGUUCAUGUUUUGUUUCACCUUCAUUUUUCUGCCACAGCUGCUGCACACGGGCCGGAUAUUUUUUAGUGGGCCUCACAGCAACUCUCCAUGCUAUUUCCCUUUCAUUCUCAUUUCUUCUUUUUUAUUUUCGUCUUCCCAUUCGAAGGAAUCCAGCACAGUAGUAGCCUGAAGUAAUCAAGGUCCUCAUGUUUGGAGUUGUUUGUGUGUGCGUGUGUGUAGGUCACUAGGUUGUCAUUAUGUUACCAAGUGCAUGUAUUGGGUUUUGGGCUGAGAUGCUAUUAGUGAAGAAAUGAUGCAGCGUGGGACCUGAAAGGAGACAGAGGCGGUUUUGUGAUCUCUCUCUCCUCUGCAUGGGUGUAUCAGAACAGAAAUGAUUUGUACAGUAUUGGUUUUUGUCAUCCAUUAAGUUUGUACACUUGAUAAAAUUGAGUCACCUUUUUCUCUCUCUCUCUCUCUCUCUACUAUUCAAAUUAGUGAACAAGAGACAAGAUUAAUGUAUCAAAAUCAAGCUAUCAAUUUGCAUCUCUCUAACUCAAAUAUAAAUGGUGUUGUC